AUACAACGUUAUCAAAUCUUCUUAUUCAUACUCAUUUUAUCUCUUCAAAGCUGCACGACCCUUGUGUUUUAUUUUACAAAGUAUUGUUUAAAACCUAUUGCUUUAUAAGUGCUUAAAAUAAAAAUUAAUAUGGCCAAGAUUAUAGUGAAAACUAUUUUAGUAGUUCUGUGCUUGUUAUUGGAAGUUCAUUGUGAUUGGAGUCCACUUUCAUCUCCUUAUGUAUCAGACUACCCGUGUAUAGGAACUAACAGUAUUGUUAGUUUUUUUGAGCCCGGAGUGUCGUCUAAGGCCAAGACCCGUUAUUCUGUGUCCAUAAAUGAAACAUUCCCGACCAACUCCUCAAUCCAAAUUGCAUUUGACUCAGAGGCUUACAUCACUUUGCUUGUAAAAACGGACGAUAAAAGAUAUAGCAGAGUAACGAUGGAACCUGGUGUGGUGUUUGGAUUUUAUUAUUUUGCACAAGAAACUGGAUUUAAUUUUGUUGUAACUUCCUUCGUCCCCGGCAUAGUUCCGUAUAUAACAAGCGUUAUAAUCAACAAUGAGGAAUAUUGUCAAUAUCCAAAUGUGGGAUUCCUAAAUCAAUAUGUUGUGGAAACGUUACUAAAUGACGAAGAAAAGAACUGCGGUCGGCGUCAAGUACAAAGCACGCAGUUGAUGGUUAAUGGCGCUAAUACUAAACCCGGAGACUGGCCAUGGCACGUCGCUAUUUAUAAACAAGAAAGAAACAUCAUUAAGUAUAUCUGUGGUGGAACUCUUGUGUCUAAGAAUUUCGUAUUAACAGCCGCUCAUUGUGUGUCAGUGAGGGGUUCUGCCUUGUUGCCAGACACGAUAAGUGUUGUCCUUGGGAAAUACAAUUUAUUUGGAGGUGAUUUUGGGUCUGAAGAAAAGGAGGUUCAUAAGAUAAUAAUUCACCAAAAAUUUGAACACAGAACCCUCAACAACGACAUAGCACUGAUCGAGUUAAAUACAGAAGUAACGUUUUCUGAUUACAUUCAACCUUCAUGUCUGUGGUAUAAGAAGGCGAUCAAAAAAUUACCAAGCAAUCAAAUUAUGGGAACGGUUGUAGGAUGGGGUUUUGAUAACAGUGGAACUCUUUCACGUACACUUAAACAGGCUAAGAUGCCGAUUGUCUCGGAUAACGUCUGUAUCAGAAGUAAACCCUUAUUUUAUGCGAACAUUUUGAACGGAAAUAAAUUUUGUGCUGGAUUUCAUAACGGAACAUCUGCUUGCAACGGUGACAGCGGUGGAGCACUUGUUGUAUUCGUACCAGAUACGGCUGAGGAUAAUGACAUAAGAGCUGAAGGAACUUGGCAUGUUAAAGGCAUUGUAUCGAUGACACUCUCUCAAAAAGAUGUACCCGUAUGCGAUCCUGAACAGUACGUUGUGUUUACAGACGUUGAGAAAUACAGAGUGUGGAUAAAAAGCUACAUUAAAGAAAAAGAAAAUGAAGGUGUUUUAUAAGAAAUAUAUUGAAUAAUAAAUUGUAUUAAACAAUAAAAAAUAUAUAUAUUAAAACUGUAUUAAAAAAUGACGAUUAGACGAGUUCUCUAGUGCAACGAUAAUAAAACAUUACAUUGCUUGUUAUUUAUUUUUGAGCGAAAAAAAUAUUCCUUAACUUAUUUUAUAACUUCUGCCAAAUCACCUGCAGGCUUUAACAACAUUAAUUUGUUGCCUAUAUUUUAUAACUGAAACAAAAGUAAGAUCUAUAUGCUGUAAAUGGGACAAAUUGAAAGAAGUUUAUUAACUAUGUAAAACUUGAAAUGCAUGUUUUAACAAUUUUUUUUAAUAACACCAGGACUAAAUAUAAAACCACAUUAAGAUAAGUUAAUUAGUUUCGGCUUCUGUUAUAACGUAACCUUUUAAAUCGAGAAGAUUAUUUUUCGUAUGCUAAGAUGCUUAUGUCAGAUUUCUUAAAUGUGUCUCAUAAUAUUAAGAUAAAUUUAAUAAAAUUAUCAUACUCGUAUUUAUGCCAUGUAUAGGUAUGUAUUGCAAAUACAAGUAAGAUUGAACGAAAAUAUUAACUAUUAACUUUGAAAACCGAAUAAUUAUUAUUCACCCUCUUUAAAGAAACAAAUUUAACAUUAAAUUAAAUACUAGCGAGACCCACUUUCGGCAAUUUUUUUUACAAUUUACUUAAUGUAUGCUUUUUAUACAAUGUAUAACGUAUUAUUGAAUCUCAAGUCUCAAACACCACAUAAUUCAGGUAAUUUUUAAGUUGUUUAAGUGACUCGUUACCAUUUAGCAGUAUAAGAAAAAUGGCGCGUAUAUUAUAAGUUACUAAAAUUAUAUCCUUAUUAGAAUUAACGUGAAAUUAAAUUUUUAGAGUUGAACGUUUUCUCAGCUUAAGUCAAAAUUUUGCACUGGAAAAAUUUACCAGAGUUAAUUUGUAUAGAUUCUUCACAAUAACAUUUGAACUUGCGAUGUUCUGAAGCAACACAACAAUUUUCAUUUUAUAUUAACUUAUUCUUGUAUACAGUAACAAAAUAUAUUUUAAAGGGUACAUUAACAUA
This is a messenger RNA of Danaus plexippus (monarch butterfly), 2510 nucleotides long. Its product is annotated as chymotrypsin-like elastase family member 2A. Gene Ontology annotation, biological process: proteolysis. The record is from RefSeq and is a predicted model, not a curated record. Gene Ontology annotation, molecular function: serine-type endopeptidase activity. Bases 130 to 1461 code for a protein of 443 amino acids. Lineage: Eukaryota; Metazoa; Arthropoda; Insecta; Lepidoptera; Nymphalidae. The transcript has 7 exons.